Melopsittacus undulatus (budgerigar) is the source of this 571-nucleotide messenger RNA. Its product is annotated as feather keratin 1-like. The coding region runs from base 90 to 410 and encodes 106 amino acids. Gene Ontology annotation, molecular function: structural constituent of cytoskeleton. Gene Ontology annotation, cellular component: intermediate filament. The transcript is spliced from 2 exons. The record is from RefSeq and is a predicted model, not a curated record. NCBI's taxonomy places the organism in Eukaryota, Metazoa, Chordata, Aves, Psittaciformes, Psittaculidae.
GUAUAAAAGUGGGAACUUCUCUACACUCUCUCAUCCACUGCUCUCACCUCCAUCUCCUUGUGAACAAGGUGAAGCUCUACCAUCCAGACAUGUCCUGCUUCAGUCCAUGCAUGCCCUGCCAGCCCUGCGGCCCGACCCCGCUGGCCAACAGCUGCAAUGAGCCCUGUGUCAGGCAGUGCCAGGACUCUGUCGUCGCCAUCCAGCCCUCUGCUGUGGUGGUGACCCUGCCCGGCCCCAUCCUCACCUCCUUCCCUCAGAACACCGCCGUGGGCUCCUCCACCUCCGCUGCCGUUGGCAGCAUCCUCAGCUCCGAGGGAGUGCCCAUCAACUCCGGGGGCUUUGGCCUCUCCAGCUUGGGCCUCUCCGGCUUGGGCAGCCGCUUCUGUGGCAGGAGGUGCCCCCCCUGCUAAAGCUCCUGGUGAUGGCCCUGGGGAAGGGACCAGGGACCAGAAGAUGGCACCGCACUGGGGGUCACAGACUCCUUUCUGCCUUGAUGCUCCCUACACUGUGACCUUUACUCUCAUUCACCUCGCUCCCCUUUUUUGACUCAUUAAAUAUCUGUAGCAGCCCA